This is a messenger RNA of Linnemannia hyalina, 1731 nucleotides long. The record is from the annotation of a GenBank genome assembly. NCBI's taxonomy places the organism in Eukaryota, Fungi, Mortierellomycota, Mortierellomycetes, Mortierellales, Mortierellaceae.
AUGGUUUCCACAAAACUUGCGGUCUUCAUGGCUAUCGGUUCUGCGAUCAGCAUGGUCGCAGCAGCACCCAUCUGGAACGUAGGCGAAAAUGGAUCUCGUCUGCUCAACCAAGACGUCUGUAAUACCCCCGAAUGUAUCGCCACUGCAGAAAGCUUCCUCGGUUACAUGAACCCCAAUGCUGACCCAUGCGAUGACUUUACCGAGUUCACUUGCGGAGCAUUCUACGAGAAGACAGUUGUUGAUGUCAACACGACAUCGGUCAACUUUCAAACGAUCAUGUCUAGUCGAAACAACAUUAUCAUCCGUGAGAUCGCUGACGCGGCGCUGGGAAAGGCGCCUAAACCUGCACCAGGCGACAAGGCAGCGGAGAGCAACCUCAAGAAGCUGCACGAUAUGUACGCCAGCUGUAUGAAUGUCGAUGCGAUUCAAACUGCAGGUCAGCAGCCCUUGACCAAACAAGUCCAGUCGGUUCUCAGUCUCAUCCCGGAUACGCCCGCCAUCGACAAAGCUGCUCUUGCCAAGACCAUGGCGCAGUUGAUCAAACUGGAAGUGCUCAUCUUUUACAAUAUCGGCGUCGGACAACAGCUUUAUAACCCCCGCUACAGCAGUAUUCUAGGCAUGCAAGGAGGAUUGACACUCCCUAUCACUAGUUACAACCAGAGCCUCACAGACGCGGCAGAUCUUGUACCCGACAUUGCACAGCAGUUCCAGAAGGUCCUUGGAGUAACAGUUCCUUCUGCCACCAAUGGUACUACACCCGAGAUUGAGCCCGCGGUCGAUCAGGAGUGGACUACUGCUGCCCAAGAUGUCAUUGCCUUCGAGACUUUGCUUGCCGAUGCGACAGCUAAGACCACGCGCCCAAACCUGGAUCCAGAGUUGCCCAUGUUUAACAACCCCAUAACGGUCGAAGAACUCUCCAACGCUACCCCAUCGAUUGACUGGCCACUGCUUCUGUCCGAGCUCCUUCCAGUUGACGUCAAGUAUGGUCGCCCGCUCAGUGUCCAAUCGCCCGAGUUCUUGCCGGCCCUCGAGACUCUCCUUAGCUCGACCUCGGUCAAGACCCUCCGAAAUUACUUUGCCUGGCGCAUCAUUUCCGCCCAGAAAGAACGUCUAAACACGGCCGCAAUUCCUGGACAAGAACGGUGGGAGGUGUGUAACGAAGCCGUCACUAAGACCCUUCCCGACAUUGUGGGCCACUACUUUGUUGAACGUACUCUCCUAGAGUCCGACCAGACCAUCUUCAGAACCAUGCUUCAGAGUAUCAUCUCCGCCUACGGAGAAGGGUUCCCAACCCUUAGUUGGAUCGAUCAGAUCACUUUGGACGGCGCCCUCAAGAAACUCCACGCCAUGGGCCUCGUUGUUGGACAGUCUGCAGAAUCCCCCAACGGCGCCUCGUCCGAGUCUGUCGAGGAGUACUACAGCGGAUACGAUGUCGACGCCUCAGACUACUUUAGCAACUGGAACAAAAAGUCGGUCUGGGCGGCCGAGAAGUCAUUUGCGACCGUGAACGAGCCUUAUGUGCAGAAGAAGAUCCCUCAGAUGGCUCCAACUGACGUGAAUGCCGUAUAUAUGUUUACCACGAACCAUAUCUAUGCAUUUGCUGGCAUUAUGCAGUCGCCAAUGUUCCAUGCUUCUAACCCAGAGUAUGUCAACUUUGCUGGGUUGGGAGGUAUUGCCGGACACGAGAUCGGAGUAAGUACCUUUAUUGCAGCUGUCUUUCUUUGUUCUUGA